Ostertagia ostertagi is the source of this 1851-nucleotide messenger RNA. Lineage: Eukaryota; Metazoa; Nematoda; Chromadorea; Rhabditida; Trichostrongylidae. The record is from the annotation of a GenBank genome assembly.
GACUUACUUGUUUGCUUUUUCCAGGUACGGUGCAGAAAUAAUCCUGCGAAAACGGCUCGAAACUUAUCUGGCGCAGCACAAGUCCUCUUCCAUUCCAGUCGUUUGCGUGGUUUUGGACGGAGCGUUCACAUCAAAGUUCGUUCACGACUAGAUCACAUCCUGGCACCCUUAUUCGUGUUGCGAAAGGCUGAUGGCAUUUACUUAUUCAACAAUCAUCAGCUUGAAUUGAAUGCUGCAGCACUUAUGUUGACCCUGCAAUGCUUUCUACUUCUUUACAGUACUCCUCGCAUUCCUGUCGUCGUUUGUGAUGGAAGUGGGCGAGCGGCUGACCUCUUGGCGUUCACACAUCAUGUAGUUGGGACGACGGGAAAACUAACCGACUCGGUCCGCAACCAGCUCAUGUCUUUGGUGGAGAUGGUGUUCAACUAUGACGAGAAGAACGCCGCUCGAGUUGUUCGUCAGCUUAUUGCUUGCGCUCGCCAGAGAAAUCUGAUGACCGUAUUCCGUCUGGGUGAACAACGUCAAGAGGUCGAUCACGCAAUUCUGACCGCUUUGCUGAAAGGACAGAACCUCAGCUCACCCGAGCAAUUGCAAUUGGCUCUAGCGUGGAACCGGGCUGAUAUCGCUCGGUCGGAAAUUUUCACGCUGGGAACGGAAUGGAGCACUCAAGAUCUACACAACGCGAUGAUGGAAGCGCUAUGUCACGAUCGAACGGAUUUCGUCCAACUGCUUCUGGAGAAUGGCGUUUCCAUGCAUCGAUUUUUAACUUAUGGUCGUCUAGAACACCUCUAUAAUACAGACAAAGGACCUCCACACACCCUUCGCUCAAAGAUGGGAAUUACGUUGAAGAAAAACCAUCGGAUAAGACUGCCUGAAGUUGGUCAUGCAAUGGAAGAUCUCAUGGGGCAUGCCUACAAAUCGAACUACACUAAGGAAGAUUUCAAAGCGAAGUACUUUGUGUUCUCCAAUCGAAGACAGCUCGGCUAUCAGAAACCUGAUCCUAAACGAAUGCGCUCGGAGAAUCUCAAAGAGGACAAAGAAGCCGACCAUUCCUUAAGAAUGGAUCUACUUCAUACGGCCCGUAAUUCUAUAAUAUCGAUUUUCGGUGGACGACAUCAGAACGAGGAUGACGAUGAUGAUUUCUUAAAUAAUGAGGACGAUUCGUUGGAUUUCACCUUCAAAUAUCCAUAUUCUGAACUGCUCAUCUGGGCGGUGCUAACCAAGCGUCACAACAUGGCGAUGCUCAUGUGGAAACACGGCGAGGAGGCGAUGGCCAAGGCACUGGUGGCUUGCAGACUCUUUGACUCGCUUGCACAUGAUGCCUCGCAUAAUUAUUUGGAGCUGGAAAUCUGCGAAGAAUUGAGGAGGAACAGCGAUUGUCGAUCGAAGCUCUACAGUACUGUACUGAACAGGACAAGGACAUCACUCUGCAACUUUCUCACCUACGAGUUGACUAAUUGGGGAAACGAGACCUGCCUUUCAUUAGCUGCUCUGAACAACAAUCGACAAUUUUUGGCUCAUCCAUGCUGUCAACUUCUUCUCUCGGAUCUCUGGCAAGGUGGACUUCACAUGAGAAACAAUGCCAACCUCAAGGUCCUCGGCUCCUUACUUAUGCCGGCCAUGAUCUUCAUGAUGGAAUACAAGACGAAGGAGGAGCUGAUGCUCCAACCCCAUACAUUUGCUGAACAUCUCGAAGAGAAUUCGGACAGUGAUUCUUCGCUCAGUGACGACACCAGUUUCAGUGACAGUAGCUCCAGCGAGACUGAGGAGGAAGUGCAUACCGAGAAAGUGGCACGACAACGUGCUGGAAGUGAUAAGGAACCAGUUCCGCUCAGUUUUCAACAGAUUUAG